This is a messenger RNA of Caenorhabditis elegans, 1875 nucleotides long. RefSeq names its product CUB-like domain-containing protein (gene F54B11.11). The record is from RefSeq and is marked reviewed. Lineage: Eukaryota; Metazoa; Nematoda; Chromadorea; Rhabditida; Rhabditidae. Bases 31 to 1797 code for a protein of 588 amino acids. The transcript is spliced from 9 exons.
UUAAAACAGUCUACUUGAACUGUUAGAAACAUGCUAUUAAAGUCGACGAUUUUUCUAUUUUUCCUGGAUAUUGUGCAUGCUCAGAUUGGAGCUCAAUGCCAAUCCAGAACAGUAAAUGUUACUUCAAUACAAGGUACAAUACCAUAUCCAUCUGUGAAUUUAGUGAAAAUUGACCAAUGGGAGUCUUGCUAUUACAACUUCAUUAUCCCAUUGGGCUACGCUUUGCAAUUUCAAAUUUCAUACACAAUGGACAAAGGGGAUGUUUUAACAAUAACAAACAGUCUAGGAGUUACUGUGGGAUUCACAAACUUUACGGGUGUUCAAAAAGACGUGUACUGGUGCACAGCGGGAGAUUCCACUCUCAGAGUAACUUCCUUUUCCGGAAAUCUUGCAUUUCUGAUUUCAUACCAGUUUUACUCAUUGAAGUCAUAUUUCCCUCUCAUGAGGUACAGUGGAGACUACUUCCAGGUUUCUCAAAUUCCUCCGGCUCAAUACUUGAUCUUUUAUGGAUCCAAGCUUGCCUUGACUCUGGCUGCUAACACUGCUGCGGAAUCACUCAAAAAUCUCGAUCGGUAUAUGCUUUAUAUUGGAACUGAUGUGAUGCAGUAUCCAGCAAGUGGAACUCUUGCAGAUUUGAUAAAUGGGACACAGUUUUACGAUAAUGGAAGGAUGUAUUAUGCAAAUUGGAUAACAAUUGUGAAUUUUUAUGAUGACUUUAAAUCUGAUGCCUAUAUCAUUGCAAACGAUGGGCCUGAAAUUACAAGCAGUUAUCAAUUUUUCAUAACUCCACCAAACAAUUUUACAUCUAAAGUUUUGUUUGAUGUAACCGAUGGUGGAGGAGCAGUGACAUUUGCGUGUCCAGAUUGUACCAAUUUUUAUAUUAAUCAGCUAGUUUUUGACACAAUGCUAACAUCACCGAAUGGAUAUAUUGCUUUUCAAGGGAAUACUCCUUCUCAGAUUUAUAUGGCAAAGGUCAUCAAUUAUAACGCAACUUCUUUCAAUCCAAAUCAGCUACCUCAAAUUAUACCAACUAACAAAUUCACUUUGCUGAUGUAUAAAUCUUUAUUCACUAUUGAGCUAUACAGUGGUGAUGAAUAUUCUGCAUGGAAACAACCAAGAGUAGGACGUACUGGACUAAUUUCGUCGGUGUCAUUAUGGGAGACUGUAUGGGAUUCGGCGACUUUCCAAUAUGAAAUUCGAGACGAUAGUCAAUUGUACAAUUUCAAUGUGAAUAUAGAUAAUAUGAAUUUCACUGGAGUUAACUUCCUUAAUUUGUGCAUUGGUUCGGGACCAGGGUACAAUAAUCAAGUGAAUUUGACAUACCCACCAGCAUUGAACAGUAGUGUGACAUCGAUUGGAAACUAUUUGACAACUUCUGCAAAUUUUACAAUGAGGGGUUACAUCACACUUUACUAUGAAAUUACUGCGGCAUCUGGAACAACUACGCAACCUAUUUUGAGCACCAUGACUAGCUCUACAACAAAAACUUUAACAAGCACUACAACCAUCACUACAACAAAAGCUAAUAUCUUGACCACGACAGCUACAACUACGACACCGCCCGUAACUUCUGCUCCAGCCACAACCUUUAUUACGCCUGUACCAUUCACACCACCAGUCACGAACUCUACAACAAUUUAUUCCUCUAACACUGGAUCAACGUUGUCCACUACUAUAGGCCUACCCAUCACUCAAGUAUCCGUUCAGACAACAACUCAGACUGCCCCCUUGAAAGUAGUUUUAUUGAAUGUAUUGUCAUUUGUCCUGAUAGCUGAGCUGUUUAAGAAUUUGUUGUAGUGAAGAAGAUUUACUAAGUUUUUAAAUUGAUCAGAUUAAUAUGUCGAACAAAUGCUUUUCAAUAAAUCACAUUAAACC